Messenger RNA from Dinoponera quadriceps, 2966 nucleotides. RefSeq names its product organic cation transporter protein-like. The transcript has 8 exons. Gene Ontology annotation, molecular function: transmembrane transporter activity. Lineage: Eukaryota; Metazoa; Arthropoda; Insecta; Hymenoptera; Formicidae. The coding region runs from base 556 to 2604 and encodes 682 amino acids. Gene Ontology annotation, biological process: transmembrane transport. The record is from RefSeq and is a predicted model, not a curated record. Gene Ontology annotation, cellular component: membrane.
GAGAGAGAGGGGGGAUAUACCCCACGGUAUCGAUGCCUAUAUAGCCAGCCACGGGACGGACCGUUCCAGUCGUGGUCUCUCGUCUCAGGAUUUGCCCGCUCCUUUUUUUCCUCUCCUUUUUUCAUCAAUUAUCCUCGGGCUAGCCUCGAUUCUCUCUCGCGCGAUAUCCCCCGCGCUCGGGCGAUAUGCCGCUCGCUUAACCGGCCGACCGUAUCCCACCCGGUGUCGAUCAACCUUGGAGGUGCUGUCCGCGGCGAAACGAGCAGCGAGCCGCCGGUGGUAGCAGGCCGUCGAGAGUCCGUCGCUCGCGGCUGAGACAAUCAGGAUUCCUCGGCAUGUUCGUCGGCACGUAGGGGGUCCUCUCGCCGAGGAGGAGCGCGGACGUCCCAUUCGUCGUCGCGCGAGGCUGCGAGACGCGUAAUCGAGAUUUCGCGCGCGGCGCCUCGUCGUCAGGCCCGAAGGCUGGAGUCGAGCUGCAGCCGCGGUUGCGACGAAGCGAGGAAAGCGGUGCCGUCUCUGCCUCUGCGGGGAGCCUCCUCCUCGGCCGGCUGCGACAUGCCGCCGCAGGAGAAGUUCUCCACGUCUGUGAACGGGGAGCUCGGCUCGAAGGACGCCAGUCCUUCGGACGGGCUUUCCUGCCGGGACUCGUCGUCCGAGGGCUUCGCCAGCGAGAAGUCCGUCAAGAUACGCAGCAACGGCCACCGGCCGAGCGACGCUCACCAGGAGGCCGAGCAGCCAGCCAAGGACAUGGACUUCGACGAGCUGCUGCCGCACGUAGGCGAGUUCGGCAUCUACCAGAGGAUCCUCUUCGUCAUGAUGAUCCCGUUCGCCUUCUUCGUCGCCUGGGUCUACUUCUCGCAGAUAUUCAUCACCCUCGUGCCGGAAGAGCAUUGGUGCCGCGUGCCGGAACUGGAGAAUCUCACAGCCGCGGAAAGGAUCGCGUUGGCGAUACCAACGUCCGACGAUGAGAACGGCCACUCCAGAUGCACGAUGUACGACGUGAAUUACACGGAGCUGCUGUUAAACGGGAUCCGCCAGGCGGAUCCGAGCUGGCCGACCAGGGGUUGCACGCACGGCUGGGAGUUUAAUUUUACCGACAUCCCUUAUGAGACCGUGGCGACCGAGCUGGGAUGGGUGUGCGAGAACAGCGCGCUACCUACCACGGCCCAGAGCGUCUUCUUCGUCGGCGCAAUCUUCGGUGGCCUGAUUUUCGGAUGGAUCGCCGACAGGUACGGCAGGAUACCGGCGCUGGUCGGUGCCAAUGUCACCGGGUUCCUUGCUGGUGUCGCAACCGUGUUGGCCAGCAGUUUCUGGGAAUUCGCGUUAUGCCGAUUCUUCGUCGGCUUCGCCUUCGAUAACUGCUUCACUAUGAUGUACAUAUUAGUACUGGAAUACGUGGGACCGAAAUGGCGUACCUUCGUGGCGAACAUGUCGAUCGCCCUCUUCUUCACGUUUGCCGCCUGCAUCCUGCCGUGGAUCGCGUAUUUCUUGGCCGACUGGAGGAUGACGUGCAUCACCGUCUCCGUGCCUCUGGUUCUCGCGGUGGCGGCACCCUGGUUAGUGCCGGAGAGCGCGAGGUGGCUCGUCAGCCAGGGCCAAGUGGAGAAGGCCAUCAGGAUUCUUGGUAAAUUCGAGCGCAUCAACCGCACGAAGGUACCCGAGAACGUGUACCAGAAUUUCCGCGAGACGUGCGCCAGGGUCUGCAAGGAGCAGGAGGCGGACAAAACUUACUCCGUGCUAGACCUGUUCAAGAGUCCGCGAUUGAGGAACAUCACGAUCCUCCUCAUUUUUAUCUGGAUGGCGAUAUCGCUGGUAUUCGAUGGUCACGUGAGAAACGUGAACAAUCUUGGGCUCGAUGUCUUCAUGACGUUCACCAUCGCAGCAGCCACCGAGUUACCCGCCGACACCUUCCUCACUCUCGUUUUGGACCGAUGGGGCAGGAGAUGGUUGGCCUGCGGCACCAUGGUGAUUUCCGGAAUCUUCAGCAUCUGGGCCAGCGCGGUCUCGAACAAUAUCUACUCGGCCACCCUAGCGAUAAUUGGUAGAUUCUGGGUGAACAUUUCGUACAACAUCGGUCUUCAGUACGCUGCCGAGGUGUUGCCGACGGUGGUGAGGGCUCAGGGGGUCGCCUUGAUCCACAUAAUGGGCUACGUCGCCAGCAUUCUCGCGCCCUUCGUCGUUUACCUGGACGUCGUCUCGUCGAUUCUGCCACUGUUGGUCCUCGGCACCAUGGGCAUCCUGGGCGGCCUCCUGACGCUAUUCCUGCCGGAGACGCUCGACAAGGACCUGCCGCAGACCUUGCAGGACGGCGAGGACUUCGGCAAGGAUCAGAAGAUAUGGGACAUGCCGUGCCUCUCGAAAAGGUCCGCGGACGAGGAGGCACCGCCUGUGGCGAUCUUCCGGUCCUUCGAGCGCAGCAGCCUGCGGAACUCGAUGAGGGCGUCGACGCGCGGCGAGACUCUGAGGAGCAGCAUGAUACAGAGAUCGAGCAUCAGGUCGCGCAAGGGCGUCCCCGGCUCGGAAAAGCCUGCCGAAACGGAAAAGCCCGCGGCAACGGAAAGGCCCGCAACAACGGAAAAGCUCGCGGAAACCGAGGGCGACUGAGGAUGCGCCGCGACACGCGCUCCUAUUCUUGGAUAAUCGGCCCGGGCGGCACCGUCGCUCUCCUUCAGAAUCGUGUGAUAGCGGAGCUACCGAAAUCAAAUUACAUAUCCGAUGCACAUACCUUUUUAUCGAUCUUCCGAUAGCGCGUUUCUCAGCUCGUCCGUGAUGUAGGAAAAAAACGCGAAGCGUACUCCCUGUUCACGGUUCACUCGCGACAGAGCGUUCUUACGCUAUUAGCAAUUAUAUAUAUAUAUGUGUAUAUCAAAUUCUAUGUGUGUAUGACGUCUCGGAAAUUCCGACGUGGAUUUCAAGUAAAUUACAUAGGGAUUCUACGGGCAAUCGUGCAGUAUUAAUGCAGAGAA